Messenger RNA from Planococcus citri (citrus mealybug), 2269 nucleotides. Its product is annotated as facilitated trehalose transporter Tret1-2 homolog. Gene Ontology annotation, molecular function: transmembrane transporter activity. Lineage: Eukaryota; Metazoa; Arthropoda; Insecta; Hemiptera; Pseudococcidae. The transcript is spliced from 9 exons. The coding region runs from base 358 to 1986 and encodes 542 amino acids. Gene Ontology annotation, cellular component: membrane. Gene Ontology annotation, biological process: transmembrane transport. The record is from RefSeq and is a predicted model, not a curated record.
UUUGUCGAGCGCCGAACGGGGCAUAUAGGUACAUCGAUUUAGAAUUACUAGUCUCUCGAAAAUCAUUUUGUUCAUUCGAUGUUUCAGUCACUACUACUCACUUCAUAAUCAGCGUUAUACCGACGACGUCCGACGUACAUACGCGAAUAUGAGUUUUGCCGGAUAUUUUCGCUAACGUCAUUGUGUUUCCUGAACACGUAAUACGUCCGAAGUAUAUUAAUUUUUAUUUAUCGCAUUGGAAUUCUAUUUUGUACCGAAUCACGUGUGUGAUUUUUUUGUUUUACGAACCCUCUUCUUGUUUCGUAUAAAUAGCUCGUAUUGUUCGUCUUGGAAGCUGGCCAAAAACUUUCACCCAUUAUGUCCAACCUUUUCAGAGGAUGUGUCGGUGAUACUGAAAAACUGAACAAAGAGAAAAAUUACGAUAGCGAUUCCGGCGACUAUAAUGAUCCUUCGGAUAUUCAUAAGCCAAUCAACGGCAGUCAUUUUGAUCUCGCAUUCAAACGUAGUGAUAAAGUAACAUAUAAGGCGAUAUUACCUCAGGUGUUAGCAUGCCUUUCGGCCGCUUCUUUCCAUUUACCUAUUGGGUUGGUCGUCGCGUACUCGGCCAUACUGCUGGAUCAGUUGGAGAAACCAGAUACCGAAAUAAGCAUUACUAAAACAGAAGCUACAUGGGUCGCAAGUUUAACCGUUUUGAUCGUUCCCGGAGCUGCCUUACUCACCGGUGUCUUGGUCGACUCAAUUGGAAGAGUGAGCACCUUAAAAGCAGCAUCUAUACCAUACGUCGCAGGAUGGAUAAUGAUCGCUUCGGCUCCAAAUAUAACGUACAUCAUGGUUGGGCGAGUUCUCACCGGAUUUGCUCUCGCCAUGGGUUCCAGUCCUGCAGCUGUUUAUAUAACCGAAGUAGCCAGACCAGAUUUACGAGGAGCGUUAAUUUGUCUAGGACCAACGAUGACAUCUUUUGGUAUGGUUUUGGUGUACUUGGCCGGAUGUUUCCUUCACUGGAGAACGGUAGCUUGGAUUAAUAUCGGUUUCGCUAUUUUACCUGUGCUGUUGAUGUACCUGUUCACUCCCGAAAGUCCUACUUGGCUUGUGAGUAAAGGUCGUAACCAAGAAGCCUUAAAAGCAUGCAAAAUUGUUUCGUUAGAUAAAGCGAAAGACCUUCUACAUCAAAGACGAGUUAAACGGUUGGAAAGAGAACACGAAAGGAAAUCCAUUACUCCUGAUCCAGGCGUACUUAGCAGAUUCUUUUCUUCUAUUGGAAAACCCACCGUUUACAAACCAUUUUUCAUAUUAUCGAUGUGCUUCUUUUUCCAACAAUUCUCCGGCAUUUAUAUUUUAAUUUUUUACGCUGUUGGAUUCUUCAAGGAUGUUGGUAGCCAUAUCGAUCCUUAUUUACUUUCGGUAAUUGUCGGUGUGGAACGUAUGUGCGUUGGGUUUAUUACUAGUCAACUCUUGUAUCGAUUUGGAAGACGUAUCCUAUGUUUAACCAGUUUAUUUUUCAUGGCUGUGCUGAUGUCGUUAUCGGGAGGUUGUGCGCUACUCGUUAAAGAAAAAGUGUUAGAAAAAAAUUGGCUUUUGGUUCCUAUUAUAUGCUUAUUGUUGUACAUUUGUAUGAGCACAUUGGGCUUGUUAUCAGUACCUUGGACGAUGACGGCUGAAAUGUACCCUUUGGAAGUUCGAGGUGUGAUGCAAGGGUUCACCGUGUGCGUUGCUCAUAUCCUGAUGUUCAUCGCCAUCAAGAGUUAUUACUGGUUGUCAGAAUUCUUAGGCGGAUCUCAUGGUAUCCAGUUGUUUUUCGCUGGCGUAUCUAUCGUAGGGCUUAUUUUUAUUUACGUAUUUCUACCGGAAACUCAUAGAAAAUCCGUGGAAGAGAUCGAAAAUUACUUUGUUCAUAAUACUGUUUUUAUUAAAAAACGAAGAUAUCAUUGCGACGAUCAAUUUCCAGUUAAGAACGAAGAUGAUAUUAUCGGUGCUCAAAAUGUUUGAAAGCGUUUUAUUACCCUCCUUUUUUUUUUUUUUUUUUUUGCAGUUAUCGUUCGUUUUGCGCGAACGUUUAGUUUUUCUCUUUUCUUACAUGAAUUCCAUCACUAUUGAUGUUAUUUGUAAGUAUUUUUAAAAAUUUAAAUUAUUAUACAAUAUAUUUUGUGUACGUUAUACAGUUUAUAUACGAAUGUAAUGUAUCCUUCUCCUUUUCUCUUUUUUUUGCCAUUUUGUGAAGUUGUAACUUUUAUGUGAUUUUUAUACGCAAUAAAGUUUUUAUACAAUUGUA